Messenger RNA from Alosa sapidissima (American shad), 3519 nucleotides. It is a transcript of the gene memo1, whose product is annotated as mediator of cell motility 1. Lineage: Eukaryota; Metazoa; Chordata; Actinopteri; Clupeiformes; Clupeidae. The record is from RefSeq and is a predicted model, not a curated record. Bases 276 to 1169 code for a protein of 297 amino acids. The transcript has 9 exons.
AGGGUAUAAAUUUGGCACCACUCCGAUGAACUGGUUCAAGCUUUUGUUCUUCCAAAACUGACUUUGUCAACCGUGCGGCUAGCUACAUUUUGAAGAUUUGACUGGGCCUUUUACAGAAGUGUUGUGUUAAACAUUUGAUCAUAUACUGAUACAAUCCACUUUAACCAUCAUCAGUCGACAGCUCCUUUUGCCGUUCACUAGCUGUCCUUAUUUUUCCACACUUUUUCCUCUGAUAACGGUUGUAGCUGACCAAGAUAGGAGGCUCGAGUGCUAAGAUGUCGAACCGAAUGGUGUGCAGAGAAGCAAGUCAUGCCGGCAGCUGGUACACGGCCUCAGGAUCCCAGCUGAACGCACAAUUAGAGGGCUGGCUAUCUCAAGCACAAGGCACAGAUAAGCCUGCGAGAGCCAUCAUUGCACCACAUGCUGGAUAUACCUACUGCGGCGCUUGUGCUGCACACGCUUACAAACAGGUUGACCCCUCUGUCACCCGGAGGGUGUUCAUCCUGGGACCCUCGCACCACGUACCGCUGUCCCGCUGCGCACUCUCGCCUGCUGAAGUCUACAGAACUCCGCUGUACGACCUCAAGAUUGACCAGAAGGUUUAUGCUGACCUCUGGAAAACGGGGAUGUUUGAGCGGAUGAGCCUCCAGACGGACGAGGACGAGCACAGCAUCGAGAUGCACCUGCCUUACACUGCUAAAGCCAUGGAGAGCCAUAAAGAGGAGUUCAGCAUCGUCCCUGUGCUGGUGGGGGCCUUGAGCGAGUCCAAAGAGCAGGAGUAUGGGAAGCUGCUCAGCAAGUACUUGGCUGACCCCAGCAACCUCUUCAUCAUCUCGUCAGACUUCUGCCACUGGGGUCAGCGGUUCCGGUACACAUACUAUGACGAAAGCCAAGGAGAGAUUUACAGAUCCAUUGAACACAUUGACAAAAUGGGAAUGGGAAUCAUAGAGCAGUUGGAUCCUAUGUCUUUUAGCAACUACUUGAAGAAGUACCACAAUACUAUUUGUGGUCGCCAUCCUAUUGGAGUGCUUCUAAAUGCUGUGGCUGAACUGAAGAAGACUGGUAUGGACAUGAACUUCUCUUUCCUGAACUAUGCCCAGUCGAGCCAAUGCAGGAACUGGCAGGACAGCUCUGUGAGCUACGCUGCUGGGACCCUCACCGUUCAUUGAGGUCAAACUUCUCAGGCGCCAUUGGAGCUCCCAGAACCCCCCCCCCCCCCCCCAUCCUCCUUGUUUUCCUCCCUAAUGCCCCUCUCCCAACCUAUUUCCCCAGUCAGGGAUGGAUAGCUUAGCUCCCUUCCCCCCCCCACACACACACCCCUUUCCCCCUUUUUAGUAGAAUGACCUGCAAAGUCUGAUGCAGUUUGGGAUCCUUUUACUUGCAGAGCUGAUGUAUAAUGCAUUACAAACUAACUCCUUCUCUCUCUCUCUCUCUUUUUCUUUUUCUCUCUCUCUUUCUUUUUCUCUCUCUCUCUCAUUCUCUCUCUCUCUCUCAUUCUCUCUCUCUCUCUCUCAUUCUCUCUCUCUCUCUCUCAUUCUCUCUCUCUCUCUCUCUCUUUCUCUUUCUUUCUCUCUCUCUCUCUCUCAUUACCGAGAGCACCGAGUUGAAAUUCCAACUCCAAGUUGCAGUCUGGAAUGGUCUUGGAUGGCGUUUAGUGUUUGUUCCUCGGUUGGGGUUUGCUGAAUGGUAGUAGGAACAGAUUUUGGGGUCUAAAGGGGACUUAAGUUAUCUGUCAAGUCAUUAUUAUCCAGUCAAAUACUGAUAUGAUAUUAGAAGUAAAAAAAAAGAAUCACAAAGACCUAAAAGAUGUGCACUCUUUGUAGAUAUGUGCAUAUGUAACCUUGUGAUAAAAAUAAUAAAAAAUACUUAUGAAACAUAUGGAAGUGAUAACAAAUUUCACCAAGUCAUACUUGAUGAGAAAGAAAAAGCAGAGUUCUACUAGCUAUAUCCUUGUAAGCCCUUGAGAGUAGCAGCAUAAGUAGCUACUGCCAUAUGUUUUCAAUGUAGGCCUGUUGUUUAUUGUUGCUAACAAAGGGCUACACACUACCAAGUUCACUAACCCGCAGCCGUAUGAAAAUAUAUAUACUAUAUAUAGAUAUAUAUAUAAACCAAAAAAUGUUUUUUAUGCUUUCACAGUAGUCUAUUAAAAUGUCUCCCUUUCCUUUGCAUUCAUAUAUUUUUGUUUAUUUAGGGUAAGCGUCUUUUCCUCUUUUAAUUUGUAGUAUUUGUCAUUAUUACCCUAAUUUGUAUGUAUACAAGUAGGCAGUGUGGUAGUGGAUUUGAGAGGUGCCCCGACUUAAGGCCUUUGCACACUGAAAUCCGUAAUUUUGUAUGAAUCCAUUUUUUUCGGUCCAUCAAAUUCAGAACGCUGCAGUCAAAAACUUAAUUCUCUGACCGUAUACAGAUGCAAAAAACGUAAAUGCACAAAAACAAAAAACAUUUUUGUCAGACUAAAAUUUCAGAGUCAGUGUGCAAAUGUGAAUGAGACAACGUGAGAUUGUAUAUAUUUUUCAAUCUGACAAUUUUGCACGAAAAUACAAACUCUGUGCAAAAGGCCUUUAGAGGGUGCCCUGUGUUGGUAGUCUUCUGGGCACAUAGAACAGCUCCAAGAGCCCCUGGUAGCAGUGGGUUUUUACAGCUGAGAGACUGGCGUGCCCCUGAAAAAAAGAAGAUAAGGAGGGGGGCGGGGGGCAGGGGUGUAAUAAACCCUGAAUAAACGUAGGAUCCUGACACACUGUAAUAGUUCCGCUCUACUGUAGGCUAGUUGUCUAACCCCCAUGUAUUGUACUAUUUCCAUAACCUUCCCCCGAUGAGCACAACGCAACAAGAGACACCCUCUUCCUCUCCACAUCAAGUCCUGUGACACCUGUCAAUCAAAGCCUGUGCCCUCCACAACUCCACCAAGGGAAGAAAAAAAAAACAUGUAGAGUUUGAGUGCUUCAAACUGUUCUGUGGAAACAGUGGGGCAGUUCACACCAUGCAGAUGUGCCUUGGGUCACUGUUACAACGUCUUUAUUAUUAUUCUUUUUUUUGUUUGUUGAUGAUGUAAUGCUCUGUGUUCUCCUCCUGGUUCUUCUGCUCCUGCCCCCCACCCCACCCCACCUCCAAAAAAAACCUCAGUCUUUUGCAGCGCUGGACCAGCUGUUUGUUUUUGAACUCCACAACCCUUGUCUUUCUCAGAGGAAGGACUGCAUCCAUGUCUACUGUCCGCUAAAGUCAGCACAACCCCCUCACUCCCAUCUGGAGGAUGUUCCCCUUGUUGUGAUUGUUUUUCAUUGUUUUUGUUUUUCAUUAUGUCUGUGUUUUACUUCAUAGCAAGUAACGUUCUUAAGUUUUUAAUGCGUUGUCACACAUCAAUGUCAAGGAGUCAACUGAUGCUCCAACUGGAGCUUGAUUAUUAUGUUUAUUUUAAUCUCAGGUUACAUUGAUGAAGCAUCACAGGAUGCUUGCCAGAUAUGACAAGGGUCAUGCCCAAUGUUACAAAGAAGAAAAAAAACAGAGUAAAAUAAGUGAAAAGUG